Messenger RNA from Nerophis lumbriciformis (worm pipefish), 1266 nucleotides. RefSeq names its product voltage-dependent calcium channel gamma-3 subunit-like. The record is from RefSeq and is a predicted model, not a curated record. Lineage: Eukaryota; Metazoa; Chordata; Actinopteri; Syngnathiformes; Syngnathidae. Gene Ontology annotation, biological process: calcium ion transport; neurotransmitter receptor transport, postsynaptic endosome to lysosome; postsynaptic neurotransmitter receptor diffusion trapping. Gene Ontology annotation, cellular component: AMPA glutamate receptor complex; postsynaptic density membrane. Gene Ontology annotation, molecular function: voltage-gated calcium channel activity; channel regulator activity.
CCAUGUUUGGGCCUGAGAGAGGAGGAGCAGCAUGUUUGUGUGCAGAGGAUGCUGGAGUGUGGAGUGUGGAGUGUGGAGGGUCCUGAGGGGCAAGUGGUGAAGGAGGAUGAGGCUGUGUAACCGAGGGAUGAUGAUGCUAAUGACCACGGCGGGGGCUUUCUGCGCCUUCAGCCUCAUGACCAUCGCCGUGGGCACGGACUACUGGCUGUACUCACGAGGCAUGUGUCGCUCCAAGAACCUGGGGGACAACGAGACGGUCAGGAAGAACGAGGAGGUGCUGACCCACUCCGGGUUGUGGAGGACCUGCUGCACGGAAGGAACAUUCCGAGGUGUCUGCAAGGACAUCGAUCAUUUUGCAGAGGAUGCAGAUUACGAGCAGGAUGCUGCAGAAUAUUUGCUACGCGCCGUGCGAGCAUCCAGCCUCUUCCCCAUCCUCAGCGUGGGCCUGCUGUUCCUCGGCGGCGUGUGCGUGGCGGCCAGCGAGUUCUACAAGUCACGCCACAACGUCAUCCUCACAGCGGGCAUCCUCUUCGUCUCAGCAGGUCUCAGCAACAUCAUCGGCAUCAUCGUGUACAUAUCGGCCAACUCGGGCGACCCCAGCCAGAGCGACAACAAGAAGAGCUACUCCUACGGCUGGUCCUUCUACUUCGGGGCGCUUUCCUUCGUGCUGGCGGAGAUGGUCGGCGUCCUGGCGGUGCACGUGUUCAUCGAGAAGCACCGCCAGCUGCGCACCAAAGGCCGGCCCUCGCUCAUCAAGCCGGCGCUUCCAAACAGCAAGCGCUACUACCACAACCGGCCCCGCAGGUACAGCAACCGGAGCAACCACAGCAUGGCCGAGUCCGCCUCCAACUCCCUCCGGGCGUCGCUGGUGCGGGAGAACUCGCUCUCCAAGGUGGUGCCCACGCCGUUGACGGUGAGCUCGGACUUUGUGUUGUACGCGCUGGCCUCGCCUCUGAAGGACGGUAAGGUUGACAUGUUGGACGGUUUAGCCGCUGACGACACCGACAUGAUGUCCGGGAACAGCAGAAGAACCACUCCGGUCUGAGAACUGACAGAAGUCCAAAGACUCCACGGUAGUGAUGGGUCCGGCAACACCGAUGCAUCGGCGCAUGCGUCGAGCUCAUAGAGCAAAACCCUGUGUCGGUGCACGUACCGCUUUUAGAAAGUCACGUGACCGAUCAUGAGCUGUUUUGGUCACGUGACCGAUACGCCAACUGUGUCGCACUGACGCCUCCUCUGUGCCCUGUGAGCAUGUAUUUUCUACAG